AUGUCUUCUCAGUGGGCGGAUACGCCAUAUUCUCUAAUUAGUACGGAUCCCUUCUCAAAAGAUUCUACCCACGCGGCAUACUAUGUUGCAACGCAGAUCGCACUUGCCCACAAUGGCAUUCUCCGAGGGUUGAACUCCAUCUACCUUCAAGCACCGCACAUGCCGCGCGAAGACCUGGACACGAUUCGAGACUUUCUGACAUAUUGCCAGUGCUGGUGUGAAUCCAUGCACCACCACCACGAUGCCGAAGAGGCGAUUUUCUUCCCCAGCAUAGAGCAAAUUACGGAUGUCCAAGAAGUCAUGGAGCGCAAUGUAGAGCAACACCGAGCUUUCACGCCAGGAUUUGAUCUGUUCCAGGAGUACGCUCGGACCUGUCUCCCACAAGACUAUAACGGACAGAAGAUUAGGAGCCUUAUCGAAGACUUUGCAGAGCCAUUGACUCAACAUUUGCAUGACGAGAUUGAAACUCUACGAGGUCUCGAUAUUUACGACAGCGGGCAUAUACGGCAAGCGUAUCAGCGGUUCGAAAAGAGCCUAAUGGCUACAGAUAAUUAUCGAAUCGGCCCCCUCGUGUUUGGAACCGCAGAUAGGAGCUUUAAAGGCGGCAUGCAUAACAUCCCUUCUGUGCCAAGCUUUGUUCCCUAUGUUAUUCACUACUGGUUUGCAAAACGACAUCGUGGCGCUUGGCGGUUCAAUCCGUGCACUAUGUGGAGGGAUCGCAGAGAACUGGCCUUUAGAGAAUAA
This is a messenger RNA of Cucurbitaria berberidis CBS 394.84, 744 nucleotides long. RefSeq lists its product as uncharacterized. NCBI's taxonomy places the organism in Eukaryota, Fungi, Ascomycota, Dothideomycetes, Pleosporales, Cucurbitariaceae. The record is from RefSeq and is a predicted model, not a curated record. The transcript is spliced from 3 exons. Bases 1 to 744 code for a protein of 247 amino acids.